UUAUCAGGAUAAGAUGUCACACCCACUGUUGAACCCCUGUACACAUACAAGAGGCUACGGGCGUUUGACUGUCCUGAUGUUGUUGUUUUAUGAGGUGGAGUCAGGAACAGGACGCGGCAGCAGAUCACUAUCAAUACUUCAUUGUCCUCCAGAUGAACACUCCCAUUCACUCCUGAACUGGGGAAAUAUCUGGAUCUUAUCCAUCUAUGAUGCUGGACUUGGAUGCUGAUCUAGUGGUUGAAGCUGAUUCCAGCAGCUACUUUAGAUCUACAUGAAUACAAGUUCAAGCCAGUUAUGUAGAGUCACUUUGAGCGUUUUCAGAAUGAGAUGGGAACCUUUGUUUUUGUUUUUUGUCUUUCUGGCUGGCUGGUGUUUAAAAACCGUCCAAGGAGCCUCUGUUACCGCAGACAAACGUGAUGCUGGACACCAAGAGAACAUCGACGCCAACACAGUCAAAACAACAAAGGGGGAUGGUGUGGAAUUGAAGGGUCGUAAAAACAGAGAUGUCGCUGACACAGACCAGGAAACAAACUGGAAUGUACCAUUUAUAAAUAAGGACGACUAUGGGGAUGCCGACUGGCAUCCGUCUACCUCUAUCCAGGAAAUUCACCCCCACCUGACUCCUGAAGCCCCAAUAAUAGGCAGAGACAAUGAUGGUGACAAUUUAAGCCAAAAUUGGAACCAAACUACUGAUAAUUCCUCGACACAGUGUGGUGAGUACAGCAGCCAGCUGAUGCCAAGUGGUCACUGCAGAUUGACGGCAACACUGCCUGCCGUGGGAACAGGUCAAAAGCCUUGUCCCGACAUGUUCCGCUGCACAGAUGACAUUUCAUUUUGGCUUCAUGAGAACCAGAACAGGAAGGAGCAGUUAAAAGAGCUGAGAGAAACAAUGUCGGAGCUGCAGGAGGAGCUGAGGAACCACCGACAUCGACUCAAGGUUCUGGAGAUGCAGGCGGAAGACAGCGCCACUUUAAACUCUACGUUUGAACAGCGACUGCGCUUUCUUGAACUGCGUCACGCUGAGGUUGACCCGCUGCUCCACGUGCACGCCGCAGUGUUGUACGAGCUGCAGGCGCAGGUCCGCAACAUGUCGGCGUCCGUGCAACACCUGCACCGCAACACCGGAUGUACCAUCAAUGUUCUAAGAGCAACGCCGCCACUCGGCAUGAGAGACACACUAUCACCAGAUGGACGGUACUUGUCCUUCUGUCCGUCCGACUGUGCUUCCUUGUACAUGAACGGCGUUCAUCGAUCUGGCGUUUACACGGUUGUCAUGUCGCCCGGCACCGCUCUUCCUGUGUACUGUGACAUGGAAACUGAGGGCGGUGGCUGGACAGUGUUUCAGCGGCGCCGCGACGGCUCUGUGAGUUUUAACCGUGGAUGGUCAGAGUACCGUGACGGAUUUGGUGAACCGCGAGGAGAACACUGGCUGGGAAACCAACACAUCCAUUUCCUGACCAACCAGGGUACCUACAGCCUCCGUAUUGAUCUGCAGGACUGGAGCCACGCCCACAGACACGCCCUGUACCAGUCCUUCAGGAUCGACAGUGAGGAGAAUGGCUAUCGCCUGCAUGUGUCUGGUUUCAGUGGGACGGUGGAGGACUCCUUUGGCUGGUACCACGACCAGCACAGUUUCAGCACCCCGGACACGGGGAACAUCUGUGCUGAGAUCAGUCACGCUGGCUGGUGGUUCCACCAGUGUUUCUACGCCAACCUGAACGGAUUUUACUACAAGGGUGGCCACUACUCCCUGAAAGCCCACAGCUUGUUAGGGCCGGACGGCAUCGUCUGGUUCUCCUGGAAGGACUCGGAUUUCUACUCUCUGAAGGCGGUGACCAUGAUGAUACGGCCACGCAGCUUCAGGCCACGCCUCUCGCCAUAAGGACGCAGAAUCAUCCGUUAUCAACUCAUCAUUGCUUGUUUUGCCAAAAGUCCUGAACACAUGGAAAUGAUCACCCAUGGCAUUUAAGCCUCGAUGUUUUUCUUUUUCCUUUUAUCAAAGGGACAAAUUAUCCGGAGGCUUUGUGUCAUGGAUCCUUCAGACCCGGUGGAUUUUCCUUUAACCCAUCCUGAGUUCCUGACAGGAACUGUCUUCAGUGUUGUGGGUCCAUUCUGCUGCUAAAUACUGCCCCCCACAGGCAUGAUUGUGUUUUUUCCUUUUAAGGGACUUUUUUUACUUAAAGAAAAUGUACAUAAAUCACUUUUUAAGAAAACUAAAGAUGAAUUGAGAUCAAAAGGAGUGCAGAACCCCAGCAAAGUUUCAUUCUAUUAGGAACUAAAAGAUUAUUUAGAUGAAUUUCAGCCUGAGGGUAAUGUUUGGAUUCCUCGUGCAUCAUUUACCUCAUUUACCACAGUACAGAAAGUUCCACGUCUCGUCUCCGUCCUGUUGUACAUUUUUGUUCCUGCAAAAAUACACGACUUUCAAACAC
Messenger RNA from Oryzias latipes (Japanese medaka), 2429 nucleotides. NCBI's taxonomy places the organism in Eukaryota, Metazoa, Chordata, Actinopteri, Beloniformes, Adrianichthyidae. The record is from RefSeq and is a predicted model, not a curated record.